ACUUAUAUAGCCUAAAAAUAUUUGACUAUUACCAUGUUCCCAAUUCCAAUUCUUCUCCAUCUUCCCCAAAUCUUCUGUGUGUCCGAAUGGUGUCGAAACCCUAACCCUAGCUCCAAAUUCUCUCUCUUUCUCUCUCUCUUCAAUGGAAGACUCCAAAUCAAGCCCCACCAACGACGACGACGAUCAUUUCUUCGACGCUCUCGAAGAAUUCUCCUUCUCCAACUGCGUCGACACGAACGAACCAGACCAGUCGAUUUCAAACUCAUCAUCGUCACUUUCUCAGCUCGAAUCAAAUGCCGACGCAACACUCAAACCCAAGCCCUCGCCGGAACUUACUGGUGUCCGGCGCCGGCGAUCGUGGGGUCGCCAUAUUGGCAAAGAAACCUCCGGCAACGAUUCAACAAAUUCAAAUCCUAAUUUUUCUGCAAGUUUCAAUUCCACGACUCCCUUGGAGAGAAACUAUGGAAUGUCCCGGAAUUUGAAGGAAAAUGAGAGGGGAAGUGAAAAAUCGGAUUCGUUUCGGGUUCAGCUCAGCUCAGAAAGAGCUAGUCAUACUGCGAACGAUGAGUCUGCAGAAAAUUCUAUAGUUACUACUGCAAAUGAUGAUAGAGUAAAUGAAUCGGCACGAGUAGAUUUGGCUUCAGAUGCAACUGAUGAGCCUUCAUCGAAUUUCCUUUUUGUUUUAGCUGGAUUUGUGAUCAAAGCAAUUGGGUUUCAAAUAAGCUUGUUGGUUAGUUUUUUCACAUUUCCAAUAUGGUUUCUUUAUUGUUCAUAUAUGUUUGUGAUUGAUCCCUUUCAAGCUGUAAGUCGCGGAAAAGAGUAUUUGACGGGUAGGUUGUUGAGAAUAUGGGGUGUUGUAUGCGAUAAUGUUACGCCAUUUAUAUACGAAUGGUUGAAGGAACACAAAUCUUUUUGGAAAUUGGCUUUGCGGUUCGGUUGGGGGUUUCUGUGGGCUACUUAUGUAUGUUUUGUUUUGGUUAGUUUGUUGGUGUCAGCAUUUGUAGUUAGUGGUUUUCUUAUGAGCAAUUUGGUGGAGGAGCCUAUUCAGAUGAAGGAGACACUGACUUUCGAUUACACCAAGAAUAGUCCAGUUACAUUUGUUAAGAUCAUGUCUUGCCCUGGUGAGCCUUAUGGUGUGACUUAUAGAGAAAAGAGUGAAGUUGAGAACCUUGGGGGUCAACGGGUUAUACCUCUAAAACACAAAUUGCAAGUCACGGUUUCAUUGACAUUGCCGGAGUCGGAUUACAAUAGAAAGCUUGGGAUAUUUCAGGUCAGGGUAGACUUCCUGUCUGCUAGCAAUAAAGUCCUUGCAAGCUCAAGACAUUCGUGCAUGUUGCGAUUCGUGAGCCAGCCUAUCCGCCUUCUGUUGACUUUCCUUAAAAUUGCUCCUCUUGUCACUGGCUAUUCAUCAGAAUCCCAGACUCUCAAUGUAAAAUUUGGAGGUUUUACUGAAGGAGAUUUACCCACUGCCUGUUUAAGGGUGAUGAUCGAACAAAGAGCAGAAUUUCGGCCUGGCGCUGGUGUUCCUGAAAUAUAUGAUGCUUCUUUAACCCUUGAGUCAGAACUUCCUCUACUGAAAAGAAUUAUAUGGCAUUGGAAGAAAACAGUAUUUAUAUGGAUUGGCAUGACGGUGUUCACUAUGGAGUUGUUGUUUAUGCUACUCUGUUGUAGACCUAUUAUUAUGCCUAGAGGAAGGCCAAGAGAUAGUCCUGCCAACAAUAGUGCUCAGCAAAACAAUCGCCCAGCUGAAAGAUAGCAGAGACUAUAUCUUCCGCGGAUUUGGCAAAUAACAGAAGUAAUGAUUUGAAAUCGCGUAGCUGCACUUGGCGAUUUAUGUCACUUUUUUAUUUUAUUGUAUUUGGUAUGGUAUUUCAAA
Molecule: messenger RNA, 1876 nt
Organism: Camellia sinensis
Lineage: Eukaryota; Viridiplantae; Streptophyta; Magnoliopsida; Ericales; Theaceae
Product: seipin-2
Biological process (GO): lipid droplet organization; lipid storage
Cellular component (GO): endoplasmic reticulum membrane
Source: RefSeq, a predicted model, not a curated record